Scedosporium apiospermum is the source of this 2781-nucleotide messenger RNA. RefSeq lists its product as uncharacterized. The coding region runs from base 1 to 2781 and encodes 926 amino acids. The transcript has 3 exons. The record is from RefSeq and is a predicted model, not a curated record. NCBI's taxonomy places the organism in Eukaryota, Fungi, Ascomycota, Sordariomycetes, Microascales, Microascaceae. Gene Ontology annotation, cellular component: nucleus. Gene Ontology annotation, biological process: chromatin remodeling; regulation of DNA-templated transcription. Gene Ontology annotation, molecular function: ATP-dependent H2AZ histone chaperone activity.
AUGUCUGCCGAAGACGAGCAACAACCAAGGCGCGCCGACUGCGAUGAAACCUCACCCCUAUCCGACGAUAGCAGCUCAGACAGCGACAGCUCCGCCGGCAGCAAUGAUGGCGGCAGCGGCAGCCCCAAGAUCGAGUGGCUCGCCACGGGGCGUGCGAAGCGAUCGACGGCCGGUAAUCGGAUGAAGUCGAUGCUCGCCAACGAGGAACCCGAUUCCGAUCUCGAACUGCUCUUCGCCGAAGAUGAGAAUGACGCCGGUUUCGAAGACGUCGGAGACGAUGCGUCCGAUGUGCAGAUGGAUUCGUCAUCCGACGACGAAGACGAACAGAACGCCGGUGACGACUUGGAGGGGGAAAAGGAGCUCGAGAGGCAAGCACGAGAAAAGCGCAUCGCCGCGCGGAAGCGCAAGGCCCAGGAAGCCAUCCCUGCCAAGUUUCGAAAAAAGGUUCGAGUGCAACCGAUUGGACCCGUGGCCGCACCGGCGCCGGCUCCCCGACCGAAGAAGAAAUCCGAGCGUCAGAGUUGGCUUCCGUCCCCUGCCGAUGCGCCCACGAGAGCUUCGGAGAGGCAGACGACGCGGAUGAGCAAGGAGCAGCUGCAUCAGCAGAUGAAGGAGCGUGAGGCGAGGAGGCUGAAACAACUCGCCAUAAUGGAAAAGAAGCAGAAGAAACUGGAGGCGAUGAAGAAGCCACCUAUGACGCAGGAGGAACGACUCGCCGAAGCCGCCGUCGUCGAGAAAAGGAACGCUAAGAGCUUGAACAGGUGGGAAGAGGCCGAGAAGCAGCGAGAGGAGGAACGGAAGGCCAAGCUUGCCGCCCUGAAUAGCCGUACGCUCAAGGGUCCGGUCAUUACAUUUUGGAGUGGGCGCAGGGAGUGGAAUGACGAUAGGCUGAAACAGGGCGGUAUCUAUCACAUUGAAGUUGAAGAGAAGCCCCGCAAGAAGCGUCUCACAGCAGCAGAGAAGGAGAAGGAGAAGGAGAAGGAGAAAGCUAAGGAGAAGGGAAAACUGAAAGAUAAAGACCGGGAUACGGCGAUGUCUACAGCACCUCCGACCCCGGUGUCCGCCACCGCGCCCACAGCCCUUGGUGCAGCGGGACCACAGGCCGGGUCUACCUCAGGAGUAACUACUCCAAAAGCAGCCGAACCGGCCAAGACGGCAGUGAAGCCAGAGGCUGAGUCGAAAGAUAACGCGGCAUUACCUGAGCCGCCGGUCGGCACCUCUUCCUCCCUCGCUCCACCAGCAAAACCACCGCAAGCAACUGCUGCUGCUCCUUCCGGAGCGCCAGCUAAAGAACCGAGUCCAGUCCAACCGAGCACCCAAACGUCGUCGCUGAUGGCGCCGCCCUCCAUGAGCGCGCUUCCCCUCACCGAAGCUAAGCUGGUACCUAUAGAAGGUUCCAAGCCGCGGCCCGUAAUGGCACUGCCGGCUAUUGAGACGCCUCGAACAUCUGCCAGUCUACCAUCGCCGAGCGUGUUAGCUGCGCCUGUCCUGGCUCCUCCUGCGGGCUUGUCACCAACAAUGCUGAGCAGCCCUGGCGCAUACUCGAACCCUCCAAGUCCGAAACUUAAUGUUCUCGCUCCUCCCAAUACAACCCAAAGGCCGUCACUCUUAUCUCUACCCCCUUCCACACCUAAGUUAGCCUCAUCUGCUGCGCCCACGGGUCUAUCCGCCCCAACGAACUUUCCCUUGCAAGCUCCGCCAAAACGUCCAACCGCUGGAGUCGUCCCACCAACACCUUCCCUCACGAAAUCUAACCCAAGCUCAAACCAACAGCCAACCCAGCCCCAGAAUAGUAGUACGGACAAAGAAUCUAGCAAGCCCGCGGUUGAUGCUGAAGAUUCGUCCGAGAAACCGGCCGAGGGCCAGAACGGCAGCGCCAACGUCGCCACCCGUAACGCCAUCAUCCUACAGAACUUUGAUGAAUCAAUUAUUAAGGACAAGGUCGUCCAGACACAAAUUCUGUUUGGUAGGAAGAUGAGUAGAUUGCAAAAGCCAGCAGCGCAUCCAUUAUGCGUGAUUACCAACCAUCCGGCCCGAUAUCGUGAUCCGAAAACAGGGCUGCCGUACUUCAAUGCCUACGCGUAUCGCGAGAUUCAGCGGCUGCUGCACGGUGACUACCGGUGGAGCGCGCUGCUUGGGUGCUGGGUGGGUAGCGGGAAGUACGCGGCCAAGGGCGUACCGGCAAGGUUUUUGGACCCCGAUGCUCCUGCUCCUCCUCCUCCUCCGCCGCCGCCUCCAGCUGCUCCAGCCCCUGGACCUGAAGAGAAGGCCAAGGUUGAUGGGCAAACGAGCGAGUCGACCGAGAAGUCCCAGGCCUCCAUCGGCGCAGCCCCCGAGGCCAACGCAGCCGGCGCAACCGGCGCAGCUGCCCAAUGUCCAACCUGCACAGAAACCAGCCGCACAGCCAUCCUCGCAGCAGCUACAGCAACCUAUUCAAGGUACUCCUACUCCUGUUCCGCCCCCUCCCAAAACACAAGCGGCACCUGCCCUGCCGGCGACACCUGCUCUAUCCACGCAGCAACCGGUGCAACAGCCGGCACAACAGACGACGCUGCCUGUCCAACCAAAACAGCGAGAACAGCCGCCAGUCGUUCAGCAAGGACAAGAGCAGCCAAAUCAAGAGCCAAACCCCAAAUCCUCUACCACCAGCCCAAGUAUCCCUCCGUCUCAACCGGAAGCCAAAGUAGCUCCGGCUGCCACCACCACCACCACGUCUACUCCUACCCUAACCGGAACAACGCCAAUUCCGACAGUAGCACCAACGUCCACUCCAACACCUAA